UCUGUUUGUUAACAUGUGUUGGGUCUCCUAUCUCUCAAGUAUGAUUUCAAAAUCUCUUUUUUCUUUUUAUCUUCUCUCGUUUCUCUCCUUAUCUCCUUUCCAAGCUCAUAAAUAUUUGGUUUUUGCCAUUUCAAGCUUUUUCUUCGGUUGAUUUUUCCUCCUCUUUUUGUUCUUUUCCUUCAAACCGAUCAUCCCAGGAAUCCGACCUGCCAAACUGAAGAAUCGAGACAAACGGUUUCAUCUGACCAUUCGGUCAACAACGGGUGAGAAAUCUGUUCACCCGACCUAAGUGGGUCAAGUGACGGUUUGACCCCAAACCCGAUCCGCCCGACCCGUGGACGGAACAGCAAUCAACACAGACUGUCAGUUCACAAUUCCCUUAGCGGAGAGAGAGAGAGGCAUGGAUGCACUCAAUUCUACUAAACCCGACAACCACCAGGAAUUAUCAUUAGCAAAACUAUGUGAUGAUGCUGAAAAUCGUCAGUAAAUCACACAGUUUUCACGUGCUCAAGACAACACCUGCACAACACAGAACAAGAAGACCUUAGAAGAGUACCGGUGUGGUACCGGCCAAAGACCCUCCGAAGGUUAAGUUAGAGAGCUUUUCAUAACUCUAAAGUGCUAGAGCUGGGGUAAAUUAUGCAUAUCGUAGUUUGUGGGGACUUUGGAGUUUUCAUAGUAGUGCAGAACCGACAUUCAUUUCUUGCAUAGGAAGACGUUUUCCUUAUGAGGACGAUCCUCAUAAACAUGCAUAUAUUGCAUGAUUCUUUCUAUGUUGGGAUCCCCUCAACUAGGGUUAAUCGUGGGGCGUAAGAUAUUUCUAUGUGGGGUUUACCCAAGUCAUGUGAGUGCCACAUGACCUUGUUAUUCGUCGGUCUUGGGCCCCAAAACCCAGAAUCCGUCCAUAUAGAGGGACUAUUUGUCUAUUAUGGGGAGGGGUCCAUCCGUCAUGUGGUCUAUCCAUCCGUCACUCCAUUUGCUGCCUUAUUCCUAACGGUUCACUAAUUCAGUACCGUCAGGUUUAUUUAAUCGGAUUUGUCAUCCUUGAUUUUCUUCCGCUUCACCAUGCAAAUAAGUUACCAAAAAUAAGCAAUUCCAAAAAAGACAUGCUAUUUGGAUGCUUGAAUAAAUUACUUUUAAAUUUGCAAUAAUGGCAAGAAUUAUCAUUUGCAGAAGAACUAAGAAGAUUGUGUCCAAUUCAUGCCAUAGAGACAUCGUAAAGUGCAUUGUGUUUGGUCGUUUUCAGUUACUUAUAUAUAUUCCUUUCUUGUUUGACAGAUUUUGGUUGAAGAGAAGUUGCCUGCAAGAAUAUUGACAUUGAAUAGGCCUAAGCAACUGAAUGCCCUUUUAUUUCAAAUGAUUUCUCGGUUAUUGGAGCUUUUCAUUGCAUAUGAGGAGGAUUCUAAUGUGAAGUUGGUAAUUGUCAAGGGAAAGGGAAGAGCAUUUUGUGCUGGAGGUGAUGUUGCAGCAGUGAUUCGGGAUAUUAAUGAAGGUACCUGGAGGAGGUUAGGUGCAAAAUUUUUUUGGAUGCAGUACACCUUAAAUUACAUUUUGGCAACAAAUCGUAAACCCCAGGUUUCUAUCCUUAAUGGAAUUGUCAUGGGAGGUGGGGCAGGGGCUUCAAUACAUGGUAGAUUCCGGGUUGCGACAGAAAAUUCGGUCUUUGCAACGCCAGAAACAGCUUUGGGAUUCUUCCCAGAUGUGGGCGCCUCCUAUUUCUUGUCAAGACUCCUUGGAUUCUUUGGAGAAUAUCUUGGUCUUACAGGCACUAGGUUGGAUGGUGCUGAAAUGCUUGUAUGUGGGCUUGCAACUCACUUUGUCCCCUCAGAGAGAUUGUCUUUGUUGGAAGAAGCACUGUGCAAGGUAGAUUCAAGUGAUCCAGCCAUAAUCUCCGCAGUUAUUAAUGAGUACUCAAAGCAACCUUAUAUGAAAGAGAAAAGUGCAUAUCACAGAUUGAAGGUCAUUGAUAGGUGCUUUUCUCGAAGAACAGUGGAAGAAAUUAUAUCUGCCCUUGAGAGAGAGGCCUUGAAUAAGAAGGAUAAUUGGAUCUCUGAAACAAUCAGGUCACUGAAGAGAGCAUCACCAACAAGCCUUAAAAUUUCUCUGAGAUCGAUUAGACAAGGACGGCUCCAAGGUGUUGGUCAAUGUCUUGUUCGUGAGUAUAGAAUUGCUUGUCAUCUCAUGCAAGGAAAACUCAGCAAGGAUCACUUUGAGGGCUCUAGAGCUAUACUAUUAGAUAAGGAUAAGAACCCAAAGUGGGAGCCCUCUAAAUUGGAGCUUGUUAGUGACGAUAUGGUUGACUCAUACUUCGCUAUGAUGGAUGAUGAAGGCUGGGAAGAUCUAAAGCUCCCUGCGAGAUCUAAUUUGCCUGCAUAUGCCAUUGCAAAGCUUUAAUGCGUGAAGGUGAAAAAUGUAUAAAUUAUUUAGAAUGACAGUCCGAGCAGACCCUGAGGUUAUUUAGAAUAAGAUUCUUGGCCCCUGGUUGUGAUUUCAACAAACCAUAAGAAAUUUCCAGUCUUUCACUUCUUUAUGUUUGUCAACACUUCUGAAGUUUCUGCAACAUUGCUAAUCAGUUCAACUUUUGAGUCAUUUGAUUUAGCAUCAAGUAAAUUUAUGUAGUUUCUGGAUGAGAAUGAUGUUCGACCAGGAAUAAAUGAGAAACUCCAUUUAUGACAAUUGAGUUGCAA
Quercus lobata is the source of this 2687-nucleotide messenger RNA. RefSeq names its product 3-hydroxyisobutyryl-CoA hydrolase 1-like. Gene Ontology annotation, molecular function: 3-hydroxyisobutyryl-CoA hydrolase activity. The transcript is spliced from 14 exons. NCBI's taxonomy places the organism in Eukaryota, Viridiplantae, Streptophyta, Magnoliopsida, Fagales, Fagaceae. Gene Ontology annotation, biological process: L-valine catabolic process. Bases 1357 to 2394 code for a protein of 345 amino acids. The record is from RefSeq and is a predicted model, not a curated record.